Cheilinus undulatus (humphead wrasse) is the source of this 3755-nucleotide messenger RNA. Its product is annotated as E3 ubiquitin/ISG15 ligase TRIM25-like. The record is from RefSeq and is a predicted model, not a curated record. The transcript has 6 exons. NCBI's taxonomy places the organism in Eukaryota, Metazoa, Chordata, Actinopteri, Labriformes, Labridae. Gene Ontology annotation, molecular function: ubiquitin-protein transferase activity; zinc ion binding. Gene Ontology annotation, biological process: protein ubiquitination. Bases 265 to 1656 code for a protein of 463 amino acids.
GCUCGAAUUGGAUAAUGAGUUACGGAUUUGGGGUGUGAAACUUGAUCCGAGUCUCAGACUGGUGCAGGGAAAGCCCACAGUCUAAAACAGCAUGAAGAAGUGGAGGGACUUCGUGUAAACAGAGAAGCCGUGACGCCAUCAGGUGAAAGUGAAAGUGUUUCUGAGCAGUAUUUAAGCUGCUGUCCAGACAAGUAUUCCUGUAACUCCGAGGGGAUUCUCAGCAGAGCCUGUCCGAACAAAGGUGAGAACGACUACGAUUUAGAGAUGUCUGCUGCCAGCUGUCUGCUGACUGAGCAUCAGUUCCUGUGCUCCAUCUGUCUGGAUGUCUUCACUGAUCCUGUCACCAUACCAUGUGGACACAACUUCUGUCAAACCUGCAUCACUAAAUGCUGGGAUAGUAAUGUCCCACAUCAAUGUCCCAACUGUAAAGAGAUGUUCUCCACCAGACCACAGCUGAAGAUCAACACUGUCCUCAAAGAGAUGUCUGCUCAGUUCAGACAGUCAGCUCAGCAGAAAUCCAGCAGCAGCAGCUCAGAGAGACAAGUUUCCAAACCAGGAGAAGUUCCCUGUGACGUCUGCACUGGAACCAAAGUGAAGGCCCUGAAGUCCUGCCUGGUGUGUCUGGCUUCUUACUGUGAGACUCACCUGGAGCCUCAUCUGACCAAGUCAGGUCUGAAGAGACAUCAGCUGAUGGACCCUGUGGAGAACCUGGAAGACAGGAUGUGUGAGAAGCACGACAAACUGCUGGAGCUGUUCUGUAAGAACGACCAGAGGUGUGUCUGCAUGAUGUGCUCAGUUACAGACCACAAGACUCAUGAUGUUGUUCCUCUGAGAGAAGAAUAUGAAGGAAAGAAGGCCGAGCUGGGGAAGACAGAGGCUGAAAUUCAGCAGAUGAUCCAGAAGAGACGAGUGAAGAUUGAAGAGCUCAAACACUCAGUGGAGCUCAGUGAUGAGAACGCAGACAGAGAGAUAGCAGAAGGUGUUGGCUUCUUCAGCGCUCUGUUAGAGACUGUGCAGAGAAAUCUCAAUGGGCUCAUUGAUUCAGUCAAAGAGAAGCAGGAAAAGACAAAGAAACAGGCUGAAGGCUUCAUCAGAGAGCUGGAACAGGAAAUCUCUGAGCUGGAGAAGAGAAAUGCUGAGGUGGAGCAGCUCUCACGCUCUGAAGACCACCUCCAACUCCUCCAGAAGUUCACGUCUCUGAACGCUGCUCCACCCACCAAGGACUGGACUGAAGUCAGAGUCCAUCCACCUUCAUAUGAGGGGACUGUGGUGAGAGCUGUGAAGCAGCUGGAGGAGACCAUCAGUGAACAGAUGAAGAAGCUGAUUGAGGCCGAGCUGAAGAGAGUCCAGCAGUAUGAGCUGAACGACGUGGACCAAAAGCUGAUUGGCCCCUUGGUGGAUAGAAACUCCAAGUAUCAGAUUGUGAAUGAGGGCUGCAGUGAUGGGUGUCCUUCUGGAGCUUUGUCCCAUCUCCACUCAGGAUCUCUGGAACCAUCAGUUCCAUCUCAUGGCAUUUCCAUUCCUCCCUUUGAAGUUUUCAUCAGCCCAUAUCGUCAUCAAACCCACUCCAGAAGACGCCGUCCUGUGAACAUAGAUGUUAUCCUUCCUCUGAUCCCCGAUUCAAUUCUGGUCCCUCCACUUAGAGACCAGAAUUGAAUUGAAUUGAGGAUAUGACAGAGGUGGGAGAAAGGCAUUGUUUUGCAGAUCUCAAGUAAGGCCCCGUUCACACAGAAACGAAUUCAGGUGUAUACGCAAAAGUUUUUUGUCGGAUUGACGUUUCAUCCACACAGAAACGGCGUUUGGGGUGACUGUAAACGAUACUUUUUGAAACCUGGGUCCCAGAGUGCAUAAAUCCGUAAAUGAAUACCGUUUCGUCUCCGUGUGUACUGUUAUCUGCAUCUUUCUUGAAACGAUUACGUCACACACAGCGUAGCGCCCUUAAGAUGCCUGCAGGGGUUAGGCCAAAACAACAGUAGCGGACUACACGCUUGCGUUCGUGCUGCAGAAGCUACAGAGCCUGUUGUGGCUUUUACAGAAAAAUCUAAUGCUCCUUUACCACCACCGCGAAACGCAUACACCAUAUGCUCUUAAAUCCAACGUGGAGAACAACCAGAAGGGCAACUAAAUGGAAGUUUGUGUUAGUUUUCUGUGAUAUUCUUCUUCUACUCUGGUGCAUUUCAAUGGCAGCGUUAUAGCGCCACAUAUAGGCUUGGCAUAUGUACUACAGUGUUUUCAGUCGUUUCAGUGGUUCCGUGUUUACGCGGAUAUUUCCUGAAACGAUCCCGUCUUUACAGAAAACUUUUCCAAAAUAAACGGCAGUAUAGCGUUUUCGUUUCUGUGUGAACGGGGCCUAAGUCUCAAGUCUUUAAUCCCAAGUCCAAGUCAAGUCUCAAGUAAAGACAAGUCGAGUCAAGUCCAAAGUCAUAGGCUUGAAAUUUUCGAGUCCUUACAAGUUAUAAGCAGCGUUUCCGCUAGACUUUUUUGUCCCCAGUCAAAAUGACUGGCAGUCCUCAAGAAUUCCGGCCAUUUAGAACAACUGUCAGACAUUUGCCUUCACAUUACUUUGCUGCAUUAACAGCAGCGAAACGGAUGAAUCUUAUAUUCUGUGGUACAUCGAUACAUACAAGUUUGCACUAAACAGGACUGAGGACACAUUUUUAUUUCCAGACCUGACCCAAAACCAAGACAGAAACCAAGCCAGACGGUAAACCUGAGUAAUUAUUACCGUUAUUACAGUCACAUGAUUAGACCCCAGAACCAACUACACAAAGACUUUCUCUUAUUUUUGUUUGUGUAAGUGGUUUAGGGUAUCAAAAUAAAGGCUGCAUGCCUUUCCCUACACACCAGUGAGUCACACAAUAUACGCCCACGUUAAACUUAUCAACAACAACACUUAGCUUCACAUCAGCACUGUAAGCCUGUUAGCACAUUGACUAUCAUAACUUUGCAGCUUACAACAGCCAAAUACCAUCCUCCACCAGCAUCCAAACAUAACUCCCCAGUGCUUUCUUAACCGGACACUUAGAACUCUACGUUUCAAAUGAAAAAUGAGUCUUACUGUCAGUUGCUAAUAUCAGUCCUCAUGAUGGUAUAACUGUAGCAUCUGUUAAACCAUUAAAUCCAACCAUCCUGGUUUAUUUGGACAAGUCCCGAAAAGACAAAAGCUCCACAGCAGAUAGUCCGGUCCACUCCUCCUCUCAUUAACGGCUUUUCCAAGACUACUUCUGCUAAUUAGCAGGCGUAGGCCUCUCUCUCUCUCUGCUGCUGCAUCAGGGUUUCAGCCGUUCAGCUAUACAAUUCCCUUUGUUUUAGCCCCUUCAUUACUGGCAGCAAUGACACUCAAAAUCCCUCCAUACCGCUGAUGAUAUUAAUGUCAUGAUCCAGGUUCUGAUUUGUUAUGUUUUUGAGAUUCUCUAGUGUUUUCCUGUGUUUAUUCUGUAUAGUUCAGUUUAGUUCUUGAUCCCUACUGUUUUCCUUGUUUGUUCUGUGAUUUCCCUGUUUCUAGUUUUACAUUGUACUUAGGUUUUCUAGUUUGUAUAUUUCUGGUGUUUAGUUCUUAGGUGUUCUUGUAGUCCUUGUGUUUCUGUGUAUUUUGUGCCUUAUGUAGGUUCAUGUUCAUGUAUCACCAGUUACAGCCAAUAACAGUGUGUGUAGCUGCCUCUCAUUGAGAAAGUAGCAAAUAAGCCACAGACCAGACUUCAACCUGGACGUACCUGCAUGUAUAGGUCAUCUGUGCCCCAACUUUUAAAAAUUAA